AUGAACUUCGUGUUAUUGGCUGAUGAAUUAUAUAAGAAAGGUCUCGAUGGAAGUCUUUCUAGGUGUUUAAGUCAUUCAGACAAAAAUAUUGCUUUGGGGAAGUUCAUUGAGAUUAAGAAUUUUACAGCUUCAAGAAACAUUAAUAUGGUUACUUCAACUCCAUAUUAUGCACAAGCUAAUGGGCAAGUUGAGGCAGCAAAUAAAAUAUUGAUCAAUUUGAUUAAAAAACAAAUUGUUUUGCCACUAGAGAUUAAUCUCAAUACAUUAAGAAUAUUGAAACAAGAUAAGUUGUCAGUCGAUGACUAUUGGAAUGCAAUAUAUGAUGAAUUGAAUGAUUUGGAUUCAGAACAUUUGUUGGCACUUGAAAAUAUGAUUCAGCAAAAAGAAAGUGUUGCUCGAAAUUAUAAUCGUCGAAUAAAAGAGAAGUGUUUCAAUAUGGGUGAAUUGGUUUUAAAAGUUGUAUUGCCAAUGAAAAAGAAGUCAACAUUUCUUGGCAAAUGA
Molecule: messenger RNA, 501 nt
Organism: Arachis ipaensis
Lineage: Eukaryota; Viridiplantae; Streptophyta; Magnoliopsida; Fabales; Fabaceae
Molecular function (GO): nucleic acid binding
Source: RefSeq, a predicted model, not a curated record